Cariama cristata (Red-legged seriema) is the source of this 1602-nucleotide messenger RNA. RefSeq names its product DEAD (Asp-Glu-Ala-Asp) box polypeptide 58 (gene RIGI). NCBI's taxonomy places the organism in Eukaryota, Metazoa, Chordata, Aves, Cariamiformes, Cariamidae. Gene Ontology annotation, cellular component: cytoplasm. The record is from RefSeq and is a predicted model, not a curated record. Gene Ontology annotation, molecular function: single-stranded RNA binding; zinc ion binding; ATP binding.
AUAAUGGCAAAGAUGUCAAUAGUGAAAUGACAGAUGAGACUGAGAAGAGCUUUGAAACCAUGAUGACAUUUUCUGAAGAAGGAGAAUGUGAUAAUAAUCUCAGUGAAAAUAUCUGUUUAGCUUCAGAAGGGCUCUACCAGUCUUCAUCUAUUUAUGAACCAAAGAAGGCUUGGAGCUACCAGACUGAACUUCCACAGCCUGCUCUCAAUGGGAAAAAGACAUUGAUACGUGUGCCCACAGAAUCUGGAAAAACUUCUGUGGCACUUCUGAUUUGUGAACACCAUUUUCAAAACGCUUCAGAACGAAAAGCAAAAGUUGUCUUUCUUGCAACCAAAGUGCCAGCGUACGAACAAAGAACUGUAUUUAAGCAGCAUUUUGAAAGAAGUGGAUAUUCUGUUCAAGGAAUUAGUGGUGAAACUGUUGCAAAUGUCUCUGUAGAAAAGAUUAUAUAGGACAGUGACAUCAUUGCACUAACACCCCAGAUUCUUGUGAAUAGCAUCGAGGAAGGGAUCAUUAGCUCCCUCUGCAUCUUCACUCUGAUGAGAUUUGAUGAGUGCCACAACACUACAGGCAACCAUCCUUACAAUGUGUUAUGACAAAAAUUUAACUCCUCUGCAAACCGCCUGCCUCAGAUUGUAGGUUUAACUGCUUCUGUUGGAGUUGGUAAUGGCAAGAGCAUCAAGGAAACAAUAGAGCACAUCUGUACCCGCUUCUAUCUUGACAUACAGACCAUAUCCACCAUCAGAGAGAACAAACAGAGGUUCAGAAACAAACCAGAAACGAAUGUCAGAUGGGUUAAAAUGCGAGUUCUGAAUCACUUUGCAGAUAUCUCAGGUCUGAUGUCUGAGACAGAGGCAUUGAUGAAGAAGAUUUACUCAGUGGAUGCUGUCUACCAAAUCAACAAGAAUGAUUUUGGAACACAGAAAUAUGAACACUGGAUAGUUGCCACUCAGAAGAAAUUAAGAUUGUUGCAACCUGCAGACAAGGAGAAGGAGAGCACCAUUUGUAGAGCCCUUUUCAUUUGCACUGAACACCUGCGGAAAUUCAAUGAUGCUCACAUCAUCAGUGAAGAUGCCUGCAUCGAAGAUGCUUUAUCCUACUUAACUGAAUUUUUCACAAAUGUCAAAAAUGGUCUGUAUACAGUUAGAGAGAAGCAACUGACAGCCCUAUUCCAAGAGAAAGAACCAGAACUGAUUGCCCUUUCAAAAGAUGAAUCAAAUGAGAAUCCCAAGCUGGAAGAGCUUGCUUGCAUCCUGGAUGAAGCAUACCACUAUAACCCACAGACUCGCACUCUUAUCUUUGCCAAGACAAGAGCCUAAGGAGCUGCUUUGAAGAAGUGGAUAGAAGCAAACCCUCUACUUAGCUACAUAAAUGCAGGUGUGUUGAUGGGUCAUGGAAGAAUAGAACAAAGACAGUUUCUUGGUACUGUAGGUAUGACCCCCCCAAUGCAGAAGGAUGUAUUGGAUGCAUUCAAAACCAGCCAAGACAGCAGACUGCUAAUUGCUACAUCUGUUGCUGACAAAGGCAUUGAUAUUUCUGAGUGCAACCUUGUUGUGCUCUAUGAAUACUUUGGUAAUAUCACGAAAAUGAUCCAAGUCAGAG